AUGACUCCUUCGCCAGAACUCGGACAGCCAAAGGCACCCGAUAAAGCUGGCGAUGAACAGCGGAGAAGUACCGUGGCUUCGGAAGAUCGUGCUACCUUCGACCUAGCGACCGGCGUAACAACCGAUAUGGCGGGCGGUGAUGAAUCAAACUCGUUACAAGAUUCGAGCGCCACGAGCACGGCAAUCAGCGGCAGCAGUAGCAGCAAAGUGACGACGAUGACCACCGCAACGAUCGUUGUCGUCCCACCGGUAAUCAGCACGAUGGCCAUGUCUGCGGCCGCCACCACCACGACUUCCAGCACACCGGCAACCGUUGUCAAAGUGUCAUCGUCACAAUCAUCAGCAACGGCAGCGACGGCGCCUGUCGCCACCAAUGGAAGCGCCAGCAGUAAAAAUUGUUCGUCAUCGGCCACCACCAUUGUCAACAACAUCAAAGAUCAUACGCAACCAUCAUCAUCUGCACAGGAGCCGUUUGCAACAAUGAACGAAGACGCGCUAAAGGCAUUGCUGGAUGAAGCGAUCACAUACAAGUGCCCUAAAGAUCGUGAACACAAGAGUGCUACAUUCAAUGAACUGUUGAGCAAGACGGAGCGCGAAGAUCAAGAGCAGAACUUUUCCUUCACCAGUCGCCCAGUGCAUCACAGCAAGCGGUCCUCCGGCCGGCCAACGCAGGGCGGCUCGCUGCAGGAUCUCCCGGAGGCGACCAAGCAGGAGUACGGCUACAGCAGCGAGUACUACGCCGUCUCUAGUUACUCAUCCCGGCGGUCAGGCGGCGGCGGUACGAGUGGAGUCGGUGGCGGUGGAGGUGUGGGAGGCAGUGGAAGCUCCCACGGUGGUGCCGGGUCCCGGUCGAAGCGUCAGAUCUCGUCGGUUUCGUCGCGACAGCGCGAAGGUGGCAGCCUGCCCAGCAACGUCAACCAAACGAUUAGUGAGCAGCCGUUCCUGAAUGAGGUUCGCCGUCCGCUGAAGUCUACUUCGGUGAAGUCUUCCUCGAAAAACAACGACUACGGAGCGUUGUUGCAGUCGGCUCCGCUGAACGCAAUCGCGGCAAGUGAUGCGGCGUGUAGCUGGGUCGCCACCGGCGGUGAGGAAUCUCAACUAUCAACAGCUGCCGGCACCGGUAGCGGAGCUGGCGUUGGUGGCGAGGUUGGCUCACUCUCGGAAGCACGAUCGGGAGCCGCGUCAUCGACUGCAGCGCACACAAUCAUCAACAUGAGCGAAUUGGGUGUGGUGGACGACGGACCACCGCUUGGCACGGUCACCGGGCACAAUCCGCUGCAACAGUUGUGUAUGUUUGUGUCCCAGAACAAUCACUACGAAACCAGUGGGGACGACAUCGAGCUGAUGGUCGGUGUCACAGGCACUGUCGGUAUCGGUAGCAAUGGCAGCAUCAGCAUCGGAGGAGCGGCGUCCUCAGCAGCACUCGGCGGAACACCCAACAGCAGUGUUUCGGCUACCUCUGCGACACUAACGUCGUACUGUAACUCGACCCAAAGCGGAGGAUCAACGACCGGUUGCGCCACUGAUCUGUACAGCGGCAAUGGCGGAGGCAACAGCAGCACUAGCAGCAACUGUAGCAGUAGCAGCAGCAACAGCGGUGGUGGCGUUGCUUCUAGCGGUACGUCGUCGCUAUCAUCAACGAAGAAAACUUUCUGCUACCCAACGCAACAGUACACGGCCGAAGCGUGCCUCGACAUUGGCCAGGCGUGCCGGGCAACGCGACCCACGUCCGUACAUCACGUCGAUAAGACGGUUUCGCUGCCGAUGCUGGAGCAGAUCCAACUAGGUUCAUCCUAUCCCUCGGUCAAGUGUAUGAUCGACAGCAGUAGCAAGGUCGAUCAGUCGACGAUCAAAUCGGUGCUGUCAUCGGGCAACCAGUUCAUGUCAACCACACGCAGCAGUCUCAACUACCCGAUGGUACAGCAAAAAUUUGACGAGAACGCCAACUCGGUGUCACAGUUCGGCGGAGGUGGCGGAGUGGCCGUCGGAACUAGUAGUGGCCUAGCUGGGUCAUCAUCUAGCGGCGGCACUGGUGCUCAGCUCGGCACGGGAGGCAGUGGCAGUAAGAAGUACCGGAAGCCCAAAUCGGAUCGCAACACGGUCGUGGUGGUGCCCGAGAACAUUAUCGGCUACCGGGGGCAGAGUAGUGACAUAGAGGCACUCGUGAGCUACAUCGAGAACCAGGGUGCGGUCAGCAGUAGCAACGGUGGUGGCGGCGAGGCAGGACUGGCUGUCGCAUAUGGAGAAAGCGGGAACGGGAAUGUCGGGACUCGUGGAGACGCUUCGACUGCCGCCGGUGGACCGGCUGAGGGCGAUAAACCGAAGCGAAAGAACGAGAAGAAACGGGACCGAACUGCGGCGGCGGCAGGCGUAGCCAAGUUGAAGAAGAGCAACUCGCUCGAGGAACUGAGCAGCUGUAGCCGGAAGAAAGUGGAAGAGGAGAACACGCGACAGAACCAUGUAGAGAAGGCGAGAGCCCAGGAAACCGAUCCGGCCAUAACGCUACGUACCAGUAAAUCGCAAAAGAAACAAACCCAAUCGACAGCAGCGGCGGCCCAGGGAACCUCAGGAGGAGGAGGAGGAUCGAAGGACGGCGCAGGAGGUGGCAAGCAACAGCGUGCCGAGCGUCGUUCGUGGGGCACGGAGGAACUGAACUUUUUCGCCGGCGGUGGAACACACUCGGUAGAAGAACCGGUCCCGCUGGCGCCAUCCACAGCCUCCAGCACCGCCGCCGCUGGUGGUGGCAAGGGAAGUGGUGGCAAAAAGGAUAAAAAAGAGGCCAAAGAGCACCCUCCCGGGGGGUCAUCGGUCGAAUCGAACGCCAUCACUGCAAGCCACCAGGCAGGCGGCAGAAAGCGGGAUUCGCUGCGUAUGUCGAUAGAGUCACUUUCAUCGUUCGGUACCACCGGCGGAAGCAUUGCGGGGACGGAGACAUCGGACUUUCACGUUGUGACUAAGAAGAAAAAAACCAAGAAGAAGGUCACGAGUAGCAGUGUGACCGGUGGCACGGAAGACGGUAAUGGGUUUGUCGGUAGUGGGCCUUCAAAUCGGCGCCAUCCGAAUCAAAACGUUGCCCCCGGUGCUUAUGGUGGUCGCGGUGCCAACAACGGUGGUUCUGCCGCCGCUGGUGCUGGUGGUGUAAAGUUUCAGGCUAGCAAUCAUUUUAUAGCCCACCGGGAGGUGUACAUGAGUAACGAUGUCUCACGUCGGAAAUCCACCUCGUCCGUGCCACCGUCGGAGAAAUCGGACACCAGCGAUGCCGACUCCGUGUACUCGUUACCGAUCGAGACCACAUCGAGCACUUCGCGCAAGCAGCAAAAAGCGCCGAAGAAACAGCAACAGAACAACAACACUAGUCAGCAGCAGCGGCAGCAGCAGCAAGGAGGUUCGACGACCACGCCACAAUCGUACGCGGAAAUUGCUCGAAUUCCCAACACGACGACGCACGAGAAGAGUGCUGCAGUCGCCGGCGCGGGCGUGGAUUGUGGUGGGUGGCCUGUAACGGCCACCACAGGAGCUGGCACGGGUGGUCCCGCUGGUGGAGGCAGUAGCAAUCUGUUGCAAGAUCUCAACUCGUCGGUGGCCUUUCCACAGCUAGUCGCAGAAUCGCAGCAAUACCAUGCCCCGCACUAUCACACUCAUAAUCACCAACCUGUCCCUCAGCAGCCACUCCUUGCCCAUCCACCGUACGCUGGCGCUGGAGGCAGCCCUUCCGGCAGUAGCCCUUCGGUGGCACCCGUUGCUGGUGCUCCUGUGGCCACCAAUAGCAUUGCUCCUCGUGCGACCUACUCUCAAAGUUUGCUGACGGCCGUCAACAACAAUGGUGCUGGAAGUGCCGAUGAAACAACAAAAACAACCAACACUACCGCAUCAUCCGUUGCGCUGUCCGCUUCGUCUGCAACAGGUAAUGGCGUCACCAGCCCCGGUGGCGGUGCCGUCAUUACCAAUGAGUUGCACAACGGACCGUCCAACAAUGGCACUGCCGGAGGACCCGAUGCCGUCAAAGGUGGUGGAGGCGUCCUUCACAAGUCCAAAAGCGUCGACAAUAACGAUAUUUGCUACUCGAAUGAACACUACCCGGCCCUCGAGCGAACAAUCAAGGGGUACGGUCAAACUGCGUCCCCGUCCGCGCCCGGUACCAGUAGUAGCAAGUCAGUGGCAUCGAAAGUGAUCGGGAACACCGCCGGCGGUCUAAGCUUUGGGCAGGUGGCCGCCGCUGCUGCCAUCACAAAUCACUCACCGGCGACAAACUCCGUUGUCACGAGCACCACUGCCUCUGGCCCUUCCUCCAAUGUCUCCACGAAGAAGGGCAAAGCGAAGAAGGAACAGAAGGAAGCCAGCAACAAUUUUGCUACCGAGCUCGACACUGUAUCGGGAACGUGUGAUGCAACGGCGAAUAAUAGCGUCCCCCACGUCCAGAUGGACACGGAUACGAUUCUUCCGUUCGAUACGCGAAGUCCUAUGAACGGGAGCGGUUCGGGUUUGUCUUCGAUUCAGUUCAUGCAAGCCCCGCACCAGUCGGGAACGGGUGCCGCCAAUGCUACUGCGGCCAGCAGCAGCACCUCCACGGCGACGACAUCAUCCGGCGGCGGCAGCUCUGGCGGUGGUGGUAGGCGACACAAGAAGGAAAAACAAUCGAAUACUGCUGCUACUGCCACCUCCGGUGGUAAGCUGGGAGCGGCCGCUGGAGGCACCCCAGCGCCCCGUUCCAGCACCACAGCCACGUCUAGCAAUGCGACCUCUCAGGAGAACCGCAACCGCCCACCGGUGAUCAUGAUGAACGACAGUGAACCAAAGUCAAACAAGUUUUCGUUCGGAUUUUCGAACGAUUACGAGCUACUGUUCGGUGAUUUCAGCGAAGAAGAUUGUCGCAAACUCCUCGAUGGGUCACCGCCGACCACGACGGAAUGCUUCGUGAGUAGCGGUGCGACGUCAUCGCAGAAAUCCAAAGGUCCCAAAGCGGCGCAGGCAAGCGGUGUCAUCCACGUUGCUAGUGCUACUAGCGGCAUCUUUACUUCGACCAUUGCGUCCAAUAGUCUCAGCAACAGCGAGGUGGCGAAUGCAACACACGAACUGGCCAAAGUGGCCCCGGCACCGGUUGCAGUGCCGCCGUCGGUGAUGCCGAGCGAUACCCGUAACAGUAGCACAAGCAGCACUGAUAACAACUGCACCAAGCAACCACUACCGGCUUCGUCGUGCUCCUCGUCGUCGGUGUUUUCGGCGUCUUCAAGUUACCAGAAGCCUUCUGCGGCGGUUUCAGUGGCCACCAGUACCACACAGGUGCCACAUUAUCCGCCGGAGGCAACCGAAACUACCCCGCCGCUUGCUGUAGAUCCUGCGACGGCGGCAGUGGCGGCAGCCAACCUGUUCCAUCAGCCACCGCCGGCCGUCCUGUUGCACUCGAUCUACACGCAACCACCACCGUCUCUACCGGCGCUACCGCGUCACAAUCAGUAUGCGCUUCCUCCGCCGACCGUCAUUGCGGCCACCGUAGGUGGUCCCUCGACGACGACAACGAUGACGACGGGAAGUGGUGCCGUGAAGGAACUGCACGGUGCUGCUGCAGCGCCGGUACCACUGCCGACACCACCGACCGUAACCGUUGUUACUGUUCCACCGGCCGCCCAUCUCAUCACUGUGCCACCACCGGCCCUGCCACCGAUGGCGGCCGUUCUGCUACCAACAACCCCAACCGCCACCGCGGUGGUCUUGCCGGUGGUACCCGCUGCCGUACCAGCGGGUGCUACGGUACCACUACCACCAGCCCCGGUUCCGGCCGAUAUUGUGGCGGCCGAUGUCGUCAACAAUAACAAUUUGGCUGGGGUCGUGGUAACAGCGGCCGGAACUGCAACGCACCUACAUCAGCAGCAGCUACAACAGCAUCAGCAACUUCUGAUCAAUAAGCACGUGAUGACGAUCCACAACAAUGUCAACAAUAUUACGACAAACAGUGUAACCCAAACGUACCACGCAGCCCAGCAGCAGCAGCAGCAACAACAAGCGGCAGCAGCAGCCGCGGCCAUUACUGCUCCUCCGGCGACGGCAGAAGCUUCAGCCCAGACGACUCCAUCACCGCCAGCGGCGUUCGAGGGCAAAUCGACGAUUUCCGUCUCGUCUACGCAGCCUCCGGCAGCGGCACCGGUAGUGGUGCGACGCGAAAAGAUGAAGGAAAUCAAUCUGCGCUUCAUCGCGCCAGAGCAGGUGCACACCACCGAAUACAAUCACGAUAAGAUUGUGUUCUUUGUAGGAACAGCGUGGGAAGAUGCAAUUUGCGGCAACAACGGAACUGCCAAGUACUACGAAGGGCAGUAAGAAAAGGUGCAAUAGAAGAGAGGGGCAGCAAAACAUUGUGCAUCGUGGCUACGCACCUCGCCGGACGUGAUAAUGCGCGAGAGCGAGAAAGGAAAUCAAUCGUGAGUGUGUUCAAGUGUGGGCCGCAAUUGGCUCUAGCUGUCAACCGCGUAAACCGUGCCGACUGCCUUCUCGUAACCCAACAUCGUCAAACGAUCCUGUUGAUGGAAAAGCGAAGAAGUGCGGUGGACGGUUGUCGUCACACAGUAGUAGUAGUGCACCACAACUGGCCAGCCUAUUAAAAAGAGGACCACUACGAUGCGUGUAUAAAAUGGGGCAGAGAGCUGUAGGUUAAGAGAUGUGUCGUAUCAUCGACCGUUACUACACAGUAAGUUAGUCACAGUAGGCAGUGCACCGCAGCAGUAGAUUGUGAUGCGUGCGGUGAGUGUAGUAUUAAAAACAGGAAAAGCGAAAAACAAAACCCGAAUCUAGGUCAGUAGCUAACGGGGUAACCAGGUAGGGCGAAGGUAGUGAGCCUCUACAAAAUCGAAAAAAAAAUGCUUAGCAUUCGCCAAUAGGGAUAGAAAGUGGCAACAGGAGGAAGGUGGUCGGUCGCCGCGCUGGCCGCUUACUGAGAUGUUCGUUCAUGCGUUCACUUUAGCGCUUGUUGCAAUGCUGGUGCGUAAUGGCGGGGCCAAUAC
Molecule: messenger RNA, 6992 nt
Organism: Anopheles bellator
Lineage: Eukaryota; Metazoa; Arthropoda; Insecta; Diptera; Culicidae
Product: mucin-19
Exons: 7
Coding region: 1-6312 (2103 amino acids)
Source: RefSeq, a predicted model, not a curated record